This is a messenger RNA of Dromiciops gliroides (monito del monte), 2900 nucleotides long. RefSeq names its product BTG anti-proliferation factor 2 (gene BTG2). The record is from RefSeq and is a predicted model, not a curated record. Gene Ontology annotation, biological process: negative regulation of mitotic cell cycle; negative regulation of cell population proliferation. The transcript has 2 exons. Gene Ontology annotation, cellular component: cytoplasm; nucleus. Lineage: Eukaryota; Metazoa; Chordata; Mammalia; Microbiotheria; Microbiotheriidae. Bases 174 to 662 code for a protein of 162 amino acids.
ACAAGUCCGGGCAGAAGAGGGGUAGCGGUGGCUCUUAAGCUCUGGAGGUCUACUCCGCCCGAGGCCGCACUGUAGUUGCUGCUCCCGCCCGGCGAACUCUCUCUCCCUUCCCUGCUGCCGCUGCUACCCGCAUCCCAGGCCCCGCCGCCGCUCGCAAAGCCAGUGCGCUCGACAUGAGCCAGACACGCUGGACCGGGAAGAGAGCCGACAUGCUCCCGGAGAUCGCCGCCGCAGUGGGUUUCCUCUCGAGCCUGUUGAGGACCCGGGGCUGUGUAAGCGAACAGAGGCUGCAAGUUUUCAGCGGGGCCCUUCAAGAGGCACUCACAGAGCACUACAAACAUCACUGGUUCCCAGAAAAGCCAUCCAAAGGUUCAGGCUACCGCUGCAUCCGAAUCAAUCACAAGAUGGACCCCAUCAUCAGCAAGGUAGCCAGGCAGAUCGGACUCAGCCUACCCCAGUUAUACCGUUUGCUGCCCAGCGAGUUGACCCUUUGGGUGGACCCCUAUGAAGUGUCCUACCGAAUUGGGGAAGAUGGAUCGAUUUGUGUCCUCUAUGAGGAAGGGCCCACUCCAUCCUCUUACGGACUCCUUACUUGCAAGAACCAAAUGAUGUUGGGGCGGAGCAGCCCCUCCAAGAACUAUGUGAUGGCAGUCUCCAGUUAAAGACCCUUACUACUGCCCCCCCCCCCCAGCAAUCUACUGUAUUCAUUGAGCCGUGACAACAGGCUACUGCAUACCUCAAUUUGGGGAAUUGAAUUUUUAAAUGAAGAGUUAUUUAUAUAUAUUUUUUUUAAAAAAGAGGGGGAAAAAAAACAAAAUUAAAAAAAAAAAACAAAUAUCCUUAGUGGGAGCUGCUUGGAAGUGGCCUCCUAUGGUGCCUUUGGAAAGAAAUGUUGUGAGCCUGAGUGUCUUGAAGCCAGUAUCUGCCAAUGAGAGCUAGCAGUUUAGGGGUAUGGACCUGGUAGGAUGGAGGUGAUUGGUGGGUUUGUGGAGGUUAUAGAGUAAAAGCCUGGUCAGCACCCCAGGGAAAAUGAGAACAUGUAUGGUUAGCAACUGUGAAUGAGAAAGAUCAGGGCCUACUCUGGAUGGGAGAGGGUGCAGGAGGAUUUCAUUUUAUAGCCUCCUACACCCCCAGCCAGGGCUCCAGGAACCUGAUCCUCUUUUGCUAAGGGGCAUUCAAGCCUAAACUUUUGAAAUACUAUGAAUACUAUGUUAUCUUUCCUUUCCUUUUUUUUUCUUCUCUUUCCCCCCUCUGAUGAGAUCAUGGGCAGGAAAUAAAAGGGCAGCUUUCCUUAUUCCUCCUGCCACGAUCAACUUUUCUUAAAAUUAAGAAAUUGUCCUGAUAAUACCCUCAGGGUCUGGAAGGUUUUGACAUCCCAGCUGUGAUUUCUAAGGCUUUGGGCUUUUUAUUUAGAUUUUUUUUUAUUUGGUGAUGGAGGGUCUGGAAUAGACUAGAAGGGUAAGGAAACCUGCACAAAAUCUCCAUGUUGCUUUAUGCUGCUCUGUGUAUGUGUAUGUGUGUAUACUGAAUCCUCAAGGGGGUGAUUUGUAAUGGAAGGCUCUCGAUAGGGAAUGCUCUUUGGACAGGCAGCUUUGUCUGCUGCUCUGCUUAAGGAAACACACAAAAGUCCUGAUGAUGCUGCCAUUAUCCCUUUGAGAGGUGAACUCAAGAGCUACAGGGAACUGUAGGUCUUGUAGGACAAGUCUUCUUUUCAAAGCACAAAUCUCCCCUUUCUCUCCCUCUCCUUGUUCCUAGGCUGUCCCUACAGCUGCCCCCAUCCUUUUAGGACAAAAGUUCUCAAGCCUUGUGCAAUAUGGCCUCCUGCACCUCAGAGUGUCCUGGUGGUGGAAUGAUUCUCUAGCCCUCUUCCUGGCAUCCACAAAGAAUCUCUCCCCAAGGCCCUCUGAGAUCCAGUUGGCUAGUUUGUUUUUAGGGCGCCUCUUGCCUGAGCCCCAGUUUCUACAGGCUUUGGCAUUGUUCUCGGGCUGCCUCUAAAAACAAACCUUUGGGCAUUUACUUCUCCUUGGCACUGAGUGCCUGCCAGUAGAAGAAGAGGAUCUUUUCUCUAAAUGUGACUCCAAUCCGUUAGUAAAAUUGUGCAAUAUUUACUGUUCUUGGUUGGGGAGAAAAAAGUGAUGCACUAAGAAAAGGGUAUCCCUCCUCCUCAUCCCAGCCAUGGGAGUAAGGGGGAGGGCUGAGAAGGCUUCAGGUCUCCCUGAUCAGAACACCCUGGGAUGGAUGCAGCUGGAGCAUCUGGUCAGCUUUGGCUAAGCUCCUGUUUCUAGGGCUUAGUAAAAAAAUAAAAAUCCCUCUCCCCCCACCCCUUUCUGUGGAAGUCUCUCCCCAGCUUUCUUUUUCCCCUUUGGAUUUCCCAAGCUGCUCUAUUCCUUGAUUCAUAAGGUGCUAAUAACCAAACACUCUCCCUACUCUCUCAUUCUAAUCCUGCCCCCUUUGUGACUGCACCAAAUUUUGUGCCAGCUUCUAGAUCCUGCUUCGAGUAUUAAGUUCAACUGAAAGUUAAUUCUUAAUCCAUAGAGCAGGGAAUUGAUUCCUUGACCUGUGGGAUGGGUAGAAACAACAAACAGCUGUGAAUCACUGUGGAAUAUGUCCUUGCCUCUGACUGCACACAGGACCCUGCCAUUUGUGGUCUCUUAAAGUAGUUUCUCUCUUUUUUUCUUCCUUGAUAUUUACUUUUGAAAAACAAGAUCUGAGAGCUAGACUGUUGAGCAGGACUGGUUCUCAUAUUAAGUAAAACAUGGUAGUGAGUUUGUAAGCUAUUCCGACAGAGGGGACAAAGGUUACUAAUUGUAUAUUGUAUAGUGUUUUUAUAUGAAAGAAUGUACAGCUCUAUUGAUAAAUGUACACCUUUUUGUUACUUUAAUAAAAAUGUAGCUGUUUUA